AAGAAGAGCCACAUGGCUAAGGUAGGUGGCCGAAAUUUAAUACCAGCUGUGAAUGCUCUGUGGCCAAAGGAAAGAAGAUCAUGCCCACUUCUCGCCCUGAAAGGUUACGCCGCCUCAUCUCUGACUCGACAAGAUGGGUCCAGCGGACCUCGAGAGAUCCCCCACAGACAAGGCCGUCCACGCCGAGGUGGACUUCGCGAAGAAUGCCGGCCCUGGCUCGGAACAGUUCGCCACUCACUAUGCGCCUGCCGGCGAGGCUGAGAAGCACCUGGACAGGAAGAUCAACUCAAAGCUGGACUUCAUUGUAUUGUUGAUUCUGGCCGUCAGCUUCAUUCUCUGCGGUAUCGACAAGACCAAUGUGGGAUUCGUAGCCACGAGCAGCUUCAUCAAGGACGCCAACCUGCAGCCCGACGACGUCCCAACGUCUCUGUCUCUGUUCUCGGCAACCUACGUUCCGCUGCAGCCCAUCUCCGUGCUGAUCGGCCGCCGCGUCGGGGCGCACCGCUGGAUCGCCACGCUGCUCCUGGCAUGGGGCGCGCUCUGCAUGGCCCACGCGGGCAUCCGCUCGACCGGCACGCUCAUCGCGCUCCGCCUGCUGCUCGGCGCCGCCGAGGCCGGCUUCACCCAGACCGCCUUCUACUACAUGUCGCUCAUGUACCCCAAGUUCUCCCUCGGCCUGCGCAUGGGCCUCUUCUCCGGCAUGUACUCGGUCGCCGGCGCGUUCGCGGGCCUCCUGGCCUACGGCCUGCUGCACAUCGACAGCCCGCGCGUGCACGGCUGGCAGAUCGUUUUUCUGGUUGAAGGCGGCCUGUCCGUGCUCGUGGCCAUCGUCGCCUUCCUCGUCCUCCCCGCCGAGGUCGGGACCGCGUGGUUCCUGAAUUCGGCGGAGCGAGCGCAUGCCGUCAGCCGCAUGGAGCGCGACCUCGCCGGCGCCCAGGAGGUCACCGAGUACGGCCAGAGUGAGGGCAUCACUGUGCGGGACAUUCUGGAUGUCCUGAAGGACUGGAAGAAGCUGCUGAUUAUCGUGUUCAAUAUCCUUGCGGUUCUGCCCGUUACGGCCUUUACGACCUUCCUCCCACUGGUUGUUGAAGGCAUGGGCUACUCUGGCGUGACCGCGACGCUGAUGUCGGUCCCGCCUUUCGUCGCCGGUACCGCGGGCCUGAUCCUCAUCGUCUUCUCCUCGGACCACUUCCGCGAGCGUUCGUUGCACACCGUGUUCGGCAUGCUUCUGGGCCUGAUAGGGUGCGCCGUCAUGGCCGCUGCGUCCGACCCGAAGCUGCGGUACGGAUUUGCGCAUGUAUGUCUGUCCGGCGUGUUCGCCAGCGGGCCGCUCAUCGCCGUGUGGCUGGCGGGCAACACGCCGUGGAAGACAUCGCGGUCCUUCGUGCUCGGCCUGAACGGGUACUCGAACCUGGCGGGCGUGAUUGCGGGCCAGCUCUUCAAGAGCAAGUACGCGCCGAGCUACUCGUAUCCGUUAACCGUGACCAUGAUCUUGAUUGCUGUCGGCAUGGUCGGCUUUGUCUUCAUCCGGGUCAUGUACAUGCUGGAGAACAGGAGGAGGCGCAAGAUCCUGGCCACCUGGACCGAGGAGAACUUCAUUGAGGAGAUGAGCAGCACCGAGCGGAGGGGAGACCAGCGGUACACGUUCAUCUACGGGUAUUAGCGGGUACGUACGGGGGUGGAAAGCAAUGAUGGUUGUUGUAUUUGUGCGUCCCGUCGCGCAUGCCAGAUUUACAUGUUGUUACGAGGCUCAAGCCUCAGAGAGACCUUCAGUAACUGAUUACCGCGUUGGGAAAACCGACUGCUCGCCAGUGCCUGGGUUGCGGUAAGCUCUCCUCACCGACGCUCCAUCCGCUGACCAGUCCCAG
This is a messenger RNA of Thermothielavioides terrestris NRRL 8126, 1868 nucleotides long. RefSeq lists its product as uncharacterized. Gene Ontology annotation, molecular function: transmembrane transporter activity. The coding region runs from base 134 to 1663 and encodes 509 amino acids. Lineage: Eukaryota; Fungi; Ascomycota; Sordariomycetes; Sordariales; Chaetomiaceae. Gene Ontology annotation, biological process: transmembrane transport. The record is from RefSeq and is a predicted model, not a curated record. Gene Ontology annotation, cellular component: membrane. The transcript is spliced from 4 exons.